Messenger RNA from Cadophora gregata, 2051 nucleotides. RefSeq lists its product as uncharacterized. The transcript has 2 exons. Gene Ontology annotation, molecular function: oxidoreductase activity, acting on NAD(P)H. The record is from RefSeq and is a predicted model, not a curated record. Lineage: Eukaryota; Fungi; Ascomycota; Leotiomycetes; Helotiales; Ploettnerulaceae. Bases 573 to 1883 code for a protein of 436 amino acids.
UUGAAUGACAGAGAUUGCGCCAUAUCUCUCUCUUAUCGUUCUUGCACAUCGACGUUGACGUUUAACCUGCCUGCGUAUCCCUCGCUUAGCUCGCCUCGCUCGGCUCGCCCCAAGAAAAGAGCCAAGGCAGGCGAGAAUGCAUAGGUAUCGAUCAGCACUGCAGCAGCUUGAUUUGUAAACAUUCCCGUUACCAUUCCAGAAACAUUGCACAUGAAGCGCUCUCAAAACCUGCUCAAUUGCGUAUCAUAGAUGCAAUUGUCUUCCUUUUAUCGCGAGAAAGGUCAAGGCCGAGAUAUUCGUCGGAGCUCAAAGACUUGGCGAGGAUAAAACUGCGUGGAGUUAAGCAGAAACCUUGCAUUUGAAUAUUACCACAUCACGUCAUGAUACUUCUCGUUUAGCGUUUGUGGUUUUGCAGAGGCUGCGCUGAGAUGAUUUUGGCAAGAACGGCUCCAAUUCUGAUGUAGCUGCCAAGUUCGGUGUUUUCGAGCGGGAGGAUAAUUGUCAGAUUGGAGCCCAGCAUCAAUCGGUUCACGCUCAUAACCACUCAUCCCAAUUCAUUCAACAAAUCAAAAAUGUCGUCUCCCUCGAACUACAAGGCCGCCGUCCUACUGUCUCCCAAAGCGCAACAUACGAUCGAAACACGCUCCCUCCCACCCCUAAAACCAGAUGAAGUAGCGAUUAAGAUCGAAGCCACGGCUAUAAACCCCGUCGACUGGAAAAUGCGAGAUUACGACCUCUUCUUGCCAGGCUAUGUACAUCUCCCUCCACUUCAUCCUCUCCCUCCCCUCCCCUCACUUUCCUUUUCUUUUCCUUUCCUUUCCUUUCCUUUCUUUUCCUUUCCUUUCCUUUCCUCCUUUCCACAACUCUCCACGUCACAGAAUAAACCUCAGAACGUCUACCAAACUGAACUGACACUCAUCCAUCCCUUCCAGCCCGCAAUCCUCGGCUCCGACGCCUCGGGCACGAUCAUCUCCCUAGGAAGCGCAGUAACGGACUUCUCACCCGGCGACCGAGUCUUCUUCCAAGGCAUAAUCGGCACCCCUCAAUCCAGCACCUUCCAACAAUACUGCAGCAUGCCCUCCUCGCUGAUCUCUCUUAUCCCCUCCUCCAAAAACCCAUCCAACCCAUCCGCAUCCACAUCCACAUUCAUCUCCUUCGAAGCCGCAGCGGGAAUCUCCCUCGCUACCAUGGCUGUAGUAACAGCAUUCUACCACACCAUCGGAUACGGCAUGUCUCCACCUUGGUCCACUGGCGGGGAUCAAGUUGGGAAAGGGAAGGCGGUGGUGAUUCUGGGGGGAGCGAGUUCCGUGGGGCAGUAUGCGGUGCAACUCGCUAAACUCUCUGGCUUCGAGAAGAUCGUUACGAAUUCCGGAGGAGAUAACAUCGCCUUGGUUGAAAAGCUAGGCGCGGAUAUCGUGCUUGAUAGGAAGGUUUGCGGAGUUCAAGAUUUCGCCUCGGUGAUUGGAGAUCUGGAAGUGGCGUUUGUGUUUGAUGCUAUUUCUGCGCCUGGUACGCAGAGGCUUGGUGUGGAGAUCCUGCAGGCUGUGAGGAGGAGGGGGGAGGGGAGUUGUUUGGUGACGCUGCAUACUGUGCAUCCGGAUCGUCCGGAUGAGGAGGCUGCGAGGUUGGGGGAGAAGGGGGAGAGGAAGGUGGAGAUUAGGCAGGUUCUGGGGUUGGGGAGUCAGGAGGAUUUGAGGUAUUUGAGUGAGCCGUUGAUGAGGGCGUUGGGUGGGGAGGAGGGGUGGAUUGCGAAGGGGAGGUUUGUGCCGAAUAGGGUGAGGGUUGUGGAGGGGGGGUUGGGGAUGGUGGAUGAGGCCUUGGAGUUGAAUAAGAGUGGUGUGAGUGGGGUUAAGGUUGUGGUUAGGCCGUGGGAUGGGGAGUGAGUGGAGAUGGAUUUGUUGGAGGAGGUGAGUGAGCGAAGGUGGGGAUGGGGAGAGUAGACGUAGGUUCCAUAAAUGGUGGUAAAGUGCUCUUAUUCGUGAUUCAAUAUGAUUUUCAUAUACACUGCUUUGUAUCAAUGUUUGUUACGUGAUUAGUAUCCCGCCUGAAUU